GCCCCAUACACCGACCUAUUUGGGAUAAAUUUCCACCUCUUUAAUCUACAAAAGGCUAAAGAUCUCCUCGAUUGGGAACCUAAGAUAUCCCUUCAUAAGGGUCUACCGAUGAUGGUCUCGGACUUGAAGCAAUGUAUCUUUGGUGACCACAAGGAAAAGGUACCAAUGUAUAUAUUGGAUGAAAAUUUUCAAAGAGAUAUCAAUAGCAAAUCAACUAGUACUUACCGAAUCCCGAUCGUGUUAAGAUACUUCCCUUUGACACCUUAUCUUCAAAGGUUGUUCAUGUGUGAAGAAACAACUAUGCAUAAUGAUUUUAACAAUGAUGCGGAUGAUAUAUGUGAUGAUGACCCCAUUAGAUUGACCCCAUUAGAUGGGCUAGAGAAGAUGCACUUACCGAAACUCUACAC
Molecule: messenger RNA, 407 nt
Organism: Dovyalis caffra
Lineage: Eukaryota; Viridiplantae; Streptophyta; Magnoliopsida; Malpighiales; Salicaceae
Source: the annotation of a GenBank genome assembly